Molecule: messenger RNA, 1080 nt
Organism: Myxozyma melibiosi
Lineage: Eukaryota; Fungi; Ascomycota; Lipomycetes; Lipomycetales; Lipomycetaceae
Exons: 1
Coding region: 1-1080 (359 amino acids)
Molecular function (GO): oxidoreductase activity, acting on the CH-CH group of donors, NAD or NADP as acceptor
Source: RefSeq, a predicted model, not a curated record
AUGGCAACUCUCGAAAACAAAUCGAUAAUCUACAGGGAAAUCCCCGACGGUCUUCCCACGUCCACCCAUCUCUCCCUCGAGUCGUCGACGAUCCCCGCCUCCGCCCCCGCCGGCGGUCUACUCCUGCAAACCCUGUACCUCUCGCUGGACCCCUACCUGCGCGGCCGCAUGCGCGACCCGGAGACCAAGACGUACUCGGAAGCCUACGUGCUCGGUGAACCGCUCUCGAACUUUGGCAUCUCGCGCGUGCUCGACGUGUCGUCCACCGGCGCCGCAGCAGCCAGCGGGCUCAAGAAAGGCGAUCUCGUCGGCUCGCCGUUCGCAAAGACGCAGUUUAGGCUUUACCAGCCCGUUCCUGAGGAACAAGUCGCGCACUACGCAAAGAUCGAGGAGAAAGCGGGCGUGCCGCUCACGUACUUCCUCGGCAUUCUCGGCAUGCCGGGAAUGACCGCCUACCACGGCCUCGUGAACGUCGGCGGCCCGCUCAAGGCCGGCGAGACCUUGCUUGUUUCUGCGGCUUCCGGCGCGGUCGGGCAGAUCGUGGGCCAGCUGGGCAAGCAGUUUGGCAUGCGCGUCGUGGGCUCGGUGGGCUCGGACGAGAAAGUAAAGUACGUGACCGAAGAGCUCGGGUUCGACGCGGCGUGGAACUACAACGCCGAGAAAGACCCCUACGCGGCGAUCGACAAGUACAUCCCCGAGGGCAUCGACGUUUACUUUGACAACGUCGGCGGGCCGCUCGCGGACGCGGUGUUUCUCAAGGCGAAGGUGAACGGCCGGAUCGUGGUCUGCGGCACGAUAUCGCAGUACAACACGCCGCGCGAGCAGCAGUACGGGAUGAAGAACUACAUGGAGGUCUUCCAGCGCCGGUUGACGAUCAAGGGAUUCAUCAUCCUCGACACGAUGAUCAACGAGCCGGGCACGAUCCAGAGUAUUGUCGGGAGUGUGGCGGGGAUGGUGGGAGAGGGGAAGAUCAAGUUUAAGGAGGACGUGGUUGAGGGGAUUGAGAACACGGUGAGCGCGUUCCAGGGUUUGUUGACGGGAAAGAAUAACGGCAAGCUGGUGCUCAAGUAUUCUGAUUAG